Molecule: messenger RNA, 1724 nt
Organism: Stylophora pistillata
Lineage: Eukaryota; Metazoa; Cnidaria; Anthozoa; Scleractinia; Pocilloporidae
Biological process (GO): non-canonical Wnt signaling pathway; canonical Wnt signaling pathway
Cellular component (GO): plasma membrane
Molecular function (GO): Wnt receptor activity; Wnt-protein binding
Source: RefSeq, a predicted model, not a curated record
GAAUAUCAGCCUGCGUUGUCAUCUGGUGUCAACAAGCAGCAGGAAUGCGGUAUUAAAUUACGACCAAGCAAAACAAUUUUGACGUGAAGAAAGAACUCUAGCAUCACAUAUUAUGCCUGUUUAUUCAACAGAAUUACCAAGCUGCUUUUUUAUCAAGAUCAGAGCGCUGUUAAUAUGCAGCUUGGGUGUUCUAACCGUUGUUCACGGUGAAUCGAUAGAAGGCAAAUGCGUUAGCCUUUCGAAUGGACAUUUCGAUUUCUGCACAAAAGGUGGAUACAACAGCACGCUAUCAUUUCCCAAGGAAUUCACAGCGGAGCGUCAGGCCCAAAUGGCCGAAUUUUUAAUGUUCAUCAUAGAGCAAUGGAGAAAUUGCACAACUACUAGUCUGGCAACAGCUAUGGAAUGUUCGUUUUUCCUGCCCAAGUGCAGUUCGGAGGGAACACGCGUCUAUCCGUGCAGGCGAGUCUGUGGAGAGCUGUUGAAGCAGUGUCAGAAAGACACAGGCGAAUUCCGGGAGCUCUACAUGGACUUGUUUCUAGCCUCGUGUUUAAUUCUGCCAAAUGAAACAGCGAGCAGUGAGAAAUGCUUCGAGCCACCUGGCUUCAGUCCAAAUAACAACGUAUCGAGCCCUCUUGAUCGCGGCUGUCAAAACUUGAUCUUUCCCGCCUGUAAAAACCUGGGUUUAUACAAUCACACCAUCUUUACAGAGUCAGUCCAGAAGAAGCUUUACUAUCUUUUUUACAACAAGACAUACGGCGACGGGCAACUGUUAGAUCAAGGUUUUCCCAUGGUCCUUGAAAUGCAGGUGGCAAAGUAUCCGAAAUGCGCGACAAACAUAAAAAAAUUAUAUUGUGGAGACCUGUUCCCUCCAUGUUUUCCAGAGGAAGGGAGUCCCACAUUUAAAACCUUGUGCAGAUCGGUUUGUAAUGAUAUUCAAAGGGAAUGUCCAGAUUAUUUCGGAGAAAAUUACUUGAGUGCGGAAAUGUGUGCUCUCUUUGCACCGGGGAACACGAGUCAUGGCUUUUGUGAUCGCACAGAAUGGCCUGAACCGUUUUUCUGGCUGACAUAUUUGGGGGAAGAUUUCAACACGGAACCACCAUCAGUGGAACCAACCGAUGAAGGACCUAAAGGGUGGGUCAUUGCCGUGGCGGUCUUGACAUCCCUCAUUAUUGUUGCACUCGGACUGGCUGGGCUCAUCUGGUGGAAGUGGCGUGGAAUCGCUCCUGCUAGCUGGCUAGGUUACAAGAAACAACAAGAUUUUACAAACGAAGAGUAGGAAAAAAUUUUUCAAACACUUGAUAGAUUUUUGCCACAUCAAAGUCCAUAAAAGUUACUUUCUGGACGCCUGAAAGAAUCUGUUAUGUUACUUUCCCAGACGCCCGGAGGAAUUUGGUGUGUCAAAGGGCGGAUUCAGAGAGUUGCCCCGGUCUUUUUUUUUUUUAGACUUGUUUUGUAAUUACAGUUCUUUUGAUUUAUGCUCUUUUUCUAGACUUGUUUUUUAAUUACAGUUCUUUUGAUUUAUGCUCUUUUUCUGUAAUAGGUUUUUUUUUUAUGAGGUUUGAGUUUCUUUGCUUUUAUCAAAAUAUCCCAAGUUAUUCCUUCUAGAACGCCCGCGAUCUUAUCGAGCCCCUUAAUAUAGUGUUGGUGCCUUGUAAAGGAUAAGAAAUGGUCGCGGUUAUGUGUUUAUCGCACCGUAUGACUGCAAUGAAAUAUUUCUCAAAGUA